Molecule: messenger RNA, 2863 nt
Organism: Closterium sp. NIES-67
Lineage: Eukaryota; Viridiplantae; Streptophyta; Zygnematophyceae; Desmidiales; Closteriaceae
Source: the annotation of a GenBank genome assembly
UCUCGAGCUUUUAUUCUAUCUCAGGCGAUAAUCUCCUGCUCAUGAGUUAAUUAUGGCCGCUGUCUCCUCCCGAUCCAUUCAUCCUUCCUCGCCCACCCGAGCGCCGUCUUCCUUCUGAGCUUGGCCUUCAUCAUCGCGUAGUCGAGUAGGUAAUCAGGUGCUCCCGGCAGUAUUUCUCGGUCGCUGCUUCGUGUUGUUUCACACUCAAUUUCCUUGCGCCGAAUUCUACGAAUUCUUGUAGUACUAGCAGUAUCCGUCGCUCACGAUAGUAUCGUCUCUUCAUACCUACAAGCUUGGCUGACAGUAGUAACCGUCUCCUGAAACGCAUCCUCUCUCGUGAAACAUCUCUUACAUUUAUUUAAUUUCUUACAGUUAUUCCAGUUAUUUCAAUUUAUACAUUCAUUAGUAUGUGCUUCUCCCCAAAUGGACACCAGCGGCCCAACUCUCGCCGCGGCAGUCCGCAGGCACGUUCAAUGAUAGGCCUUCGCUGCGAGGGACUCCUUCCGAUCAGAUUUUCUAAUCGGAUCUUCGAGCGGAUCUUCCAGAUCUGUCAUCCUCAGGGUCGUCUUCCGCCGAUGCCGCCGCGCUUCCCGCAGAUUUCACCAUGAGGUCGGACUCGACGCUUCAGCAGCAGCAGCAGCUGUUGGCAGCGGCGUAGCUGGCAUCUCGAGGCGCCGCUCCGGCUCGAGUCUCUCGUCGCGGCUCGCUGCAGCGAUGCCUCCUCCGUCUCCGCCGCCGCAGAAAGCGGCGGUAGCGCGAGCUGCGGUCGGCGGCAGCAGGCGACGAAGAAAGGCCGGCGUUGCGAUUCCGCGCGCGCGGACGGCUCCAUCCCGCCACAGCGCAGUCGGUGGCGCCGUCAACAGCGAUGCCUUGACGACCAAUUCCCCAAUUGCCUUGGACUCGUGGAGGCUUCCACCGCCCCGGCUGCUCUCGCGCACGCGAACUUGCGCCGGGGACGGCGGGGAGCGCGGGGAGCAUGAGCGCAGACGCCACUACCGCUAGCCCGAGCUCCGCUCGGCGCGCACCUCUGAACAUCCGUCGCGGAACGGCGUCGUCGAGUCGCUCCGGGACGGCGGUUCAGCGAGGACGGGACGGCCUGCGACGGGCUACUCGUGUCGCUGGCGUCGCACGAAAGAGACCACGGCGACGGAAGAAAUGGUCGUGCAGGGAUGUCGCUACUCUUAACAGCAGCAGCAGCAGCGGAAGCACGGGUAGUCCGUGCAGUAUUCUUUCCCCCUGGAGCACGGGGAGCGCCUGUAGCACUGGCAGUUUCCAGCAGCGGCAGCAGCAGCGCCGCACUUUCCCCCGGCUCCUGCGGCGGCGUCAGCAGCCCCGGCUUCUUCUCCCCCGACUGUAGCUGCUGCGCCGGCUACAUCCGCGCCGCCAGCUGCCGCGUCGUUCGCUUCCGCAGCUGGUUCCGCGCAUCCGCCGCUGCCGACGACGCCGUCCCGCCUGCAGCGGUCGAUGACGAGCGACCGCCUGCUCAUCCUGCAGCGGCGGAGCGGACCCUCGCAGAGCAGCAGCGGCAGCGGCAGCAGCAGCAGCAGUGGAGUGAACAGAUGCAGCAGCAGCAGCAGCAGCAGUUCCGGCUCUUACAGCAGCGGCAGUACUACUGCUGAUAACAGCAGCGGCGGUCGCUUGAAUCCGUCCGGCGGGGAUCCGAGGCGGCCGCCUGAGGCUCCGAGGCACGCGCGGAGGCACUCGGUGUCGUUUAUGGAGAGGCGCGCGUGUGACCCCCUAUGCACGUGGCAGUGACGCGCACCAGCUGAUGCAGCUUCAACAGCAGCAGCAGUUUCAACAGCCGCGGGUAUCGAGUGGCGUUUCCCCCGCUUCGUCGCCGGUGCCAGUCUAUCGCACGCGGUCUAGCGUCAGUGUGAGGAAUCUGUUGCCAACAACUCCGACAGCAUCAGUGGAGGUGACGCAGCAGCAGCAGCAGCUGUAUACCAGCCACGCCGUAUCUCCCACCACGCCACCUCCUCCCGUGGCCAGCCGCUCCCAGCGCCGAAUCGUCCGGAGCUCGUCUGUGCCUGCCAGAGACGUGCUCUUCCGACCGUGAGCACCACCAGCCGCCCGGAGCACACCAGCCCCAUCCGCAUUGCACCCAGCAGCACUGCAGCGGGGAGCCGGAGUCCCAACGUGAGGAGCCCUAGUCCAGUGGCAAGGAGCCCUAGCCCGAACGCCAGGAGCCCGAGCCCCAAGGCCUGUCUCUCGACCCACCACACGGCACCUGAUGUGACCACCGCCACGUCAAAGCCAUCGAGGCACGCGCGGCGAGUGUCGUUCAGCGCCGUUGUCCACGUGCGCCGAUUUUCUGACUGCCCGGUGGUGGAUGACUUUUCGAAGCUCCCUGGAGCAGGAACUGCCCGUGUGGCCGGUCAGCAGCAGCAGCAGCAGCAGCAGCAGCGAAUCUUCACCAAAGUUUUUGCCGACUCCGCCCCCCCAGGAGGCAGAGCUCCCUGGACAUGCCCUCGCCUGAGACCAGGAGGCGGGUGGCCAAGCUCAAGGCUCUGAAUGAUUGGAGCCAUGGCUCAAUCAAUGCUUCAGGACCCCUGUGACUGGGCUGAGCACCCUCCGGUUUUUAUCACAGUAGUAACCUCUGUGGGAUUCUGCAGAGUUGGCUCAGUAGUGGUAACCACCAUGUGUGGUAUGCAGUGUGUUUGAUUGUGGACGUUGUGAGGUUGGUGAGGUCUCUGCGUUAGCCUAUCUCUGUAGGGUUUGUGUUUGCACCAUAUGCCCCAUACACGCUUGUAUGGCAUGGCAUCAUGUAUGCAACAAUAGUGGUUUAGUGUACACUUAAUCAUCAUAUUUAUUCAUGUGGUACAGUUGCCCUUUGUUGUCACCUAAAUCAAUAUUUUUACUGACU